Molecule: messenger RNA, 4733 nt
Organism: Contarinia nasturtii (swede midge)
Lineage: Eukaryota; Metazoa; Arthropoda; Insecta; Diptera; Cecidomyiidae
Gene: RhoGEF64C
Exons: 11
Coding region: 954-4193 (1079 amino acids)
Biological process (GO): positive regulation of Rho protein signal transduction
Molecular function (GO): guanyl-nucleotide exchange factor activity
Source: RefSeq, a predicted model, not a curated record
CAACAUCACAGCUAACCAUACAAUAAAAAUCCCGUCCAAAUAAGAAAAAAUCAAAAGAGAUUGGAUGAAUAAGUCUGCACAAUACAUUUUAGAGUUGGUUGUAGUAUCAAGUACAUUGUGUUCAAAGUUUUACUGCUGCCAUUGCAUGUUUUUUUUUUGCUAUGAACAACGUAACAGUAGUUUCAUUCUGAGUUAAGACAGAACCAAAUCAGAGCUUUCAUCAUAUUGUAUUAAAUGUAUUUCUUUACAAGUUUUAUAUAAAAAAAUUAUAUUAUUUUAGUGCUUACGGAAAAUGUUAAAUAAAUUUGAAAAUAAUUAUUUUUAAAGAGACGUAAAAAUUUGAGCUGAAGGUGCAAACGUGAAUAAUUUGAAUAAAUGGUUGAUGUUUUGUUGCAAAGGUGUUUCUCGCAAAAUUGGUAAUUUAAUUUUCCCGUUUUUCGGAAAUUCUUCCAUAUAUGUUGUGAGAGACCAGGAACAAAUUAAUUGGGUGAAAUGAUGAUACGAAUUUCUCAUCCAGAUAGUACACUAAGCAGAAUGUGUAUUAACACACCAAGAUAAAGCGAUAUUCAGUACACAAAACAACUGUGAUGAGCCAGCCGCACAUCAACAUCGUCUAACACCAAUAAAAAGUUAAAUGCUCCAAAUCAUGAUAACCAAACGAACCAUAAGAAUGCUUCCUGAUGAAGAAAAACAGAAAUAGUAAACUAUUAAAAUCAAACACUGUGUGAGUGCGUUGUGAUCAUUUACCGUAACAUAACCAUUUAACACACGCUUCUUUUUGUGCACAAACACUCAUUUAUUGAACUAAUUUCUUUUCUUCAUACAUCUUAGUAUGGCGUUUCUUUCUUCAAAGUAGAGAAUAAAUGUAAAGCUCGACGAGUAAUGUGACAUUUAUGUGACGAACAACAUCAAAACUGAAUUAAGAAACAAAAACAAGAAAAAAAUAUGAAUAUAUGAAGAGUAUGACCAUCAUGCCAGAUAAAGUUCAUUUUUUAUGUUCGUGUUCACAAUAUGUGCACGGAAGUGGAAAACCAACGAAAAAGAAAAUAACCUGUAAACAAUGCAAGGGAAUCAAAUUACCGUUUACACCAAUUGGAGGUACAGUCCGAGUGUUUUCAACCCCAUAUGUUUUGGAUGCUGCUGUGACAAGAAAUUGUUUUGGAACCGUACGAUUUCCACCAACAUGUGAAAAUCAAAGACCAACAAUUUUAUGUAGAGAAAAUGAUCCAUACAACUUUUUACGUCAAUCACGCCUGUUAAGCAUGGAUCGAACGAACGAUCAAAAAUUACAACAAUGUAAUAAAUUCCAAAAAAAUAAUGUGCAUUUUGGGCCGAAUCAUAUGUUUGUAAAUCAUUCAACACGAAUUUUUGAUUCAUUAUCUCCUUCGGAAUAUCAUUAUACUCGUCCAAUAUUUCAAACAACGAUUAAUCCAUACGAGCUCAUUUCAUCUACUUUGCAUAAUAAUGAAUUUUCAACAUCAAACUUAUAUAAUAUGAGAAAGAAUAAAGCGACAGCUAAUUAUAAUUCAGAAUCAAUCGUUCUUCAGAAUCGUAAUGAUGCGUAUAGUUUCAACAAUUUGGACUUAUUCUCCGAUCAGAGAACAACUGCUGAACAAACAAAGACGACCUCAUUUUUUCUUUCUUCACAGCCUCCGCCUACACCAGCCGUGGAAUCCCUACCAUUGUCAAUAAAAGCGGUUCCAAACAAAAUACUUAAUAAUUCGGAAGCAGUAAAUACUAUUCAAAAAGGCCUUAAAAAGAUAAUGAAAGAGACAAAAUCAGUUCGUAUUGAGAAUGGGACGUUGUUAACAGGUCGAUUCAAAAAAGUGCAAUUUAAUACAUUACCAGAAUUGACACGACCAAAAAUAUUAGCUGAGUUUCAGAAAGAGCGAGAUUUUGACCUAAAUCAUUCUACACCUGAACACGACGAUGUUCUCUCAAAUGGACAAAAAAAUCAUACAGGUAUGAAAACAACCAGCCAAAGAAGGAAGCCUGUAAUGCGUUCAAUGAGUGAUCGGCGUGAUAAGGAUUCAAAGGCAUAUGCUUACUUCAAAGAUACGACCGCGUUACGCACAAAACCACAUCGAAUAAGUCCACAUCAACUUUUUCUGAAAACAAAUAACACAUUACGUCAUAGACCCUCCUGUCCUCCACCAAGCUGCCCGAAAGAUCAGCUUGCAAAAAAGACAGAACAAAUUAUUCAAAAUCAGAGCGCCCCUCAACGACCACCACGUCAGCAAAAACCUCAAAAUAAAAAAUUAUCAAAUAAACCGAGAUUGUUGGAUGAAACCAAAGCUUCAAGAAUCUUCGGUUUAUUACCUGUGUCUAAAACCACCAUUGAGCCAUUUCCAAAAACAAUGGGCUCACUGAAUAAACAAAAUAAACAGAAAACGUCAAUUACAAUAAAUAGUGAUGAAUGUUCAACAGUAAAUGUGAACGAUCGUGUUAAACUGUAUCACUCAUCUGUUUUAAUAAGAAGUGGCACGGACCCAGAAAACCAAAAAGAAUUGGAAAAAAGCACACAAGAUCUACCAAAUUUUAAAAAUGAAACAAUGGGCAAAAACAAUCAAAUUUCACACAAUGCAGCUAUGUCUGAUAAGACACCGACAGAUUUAAAUAAAACUAAAACAUUAAUUUACUUGGAUGAUACAAGUAAUUCUCAAAACAAGAAAGUUGUGUCCGAAGAAAAUGGAUCAUCUACAAUGAAAAAUAAUGUUGAUGAUAGUGGAUGUGAUAGUAGUAUCAUUCAAUCUAACUAUUUUACAGACAGUUUUAUACUGAAAUUAUUAAAUGAUCCAUUCUUAAGUCAUUUGCUAUAUGGUCUCGAAAUUAAAUCUAUUGCGAAUAUAAUAGAAAGUUCAUUGAUAAAAAUGGGCACCAGCAAAUACAGUUAUAAUUUUAUUACUAGAUUAACCAAAGACACUGAUACAGAUAAAAUAUUUGUUAAAUAUUUACACGAAAUAAUCAAAGAAGAGCGUUAUCUAUAUGAUUUGAUGGAGGCUAAGUUGAAUGAUAAAGGACUUUGCGAGAAAAACAAAAUAGUUCCGGAUGUAAAGCUUCACGACAUGCUCUCUGAACCAAAAUGGUGGAAAAGUGGUGAAUGUUUAUUGAAAUCUGACAUACAUCAAUACGAAUCUAUCUGUUUUAACUGUGAUCCCAUCUACGAAGAAAUCAACGAAAAGCCUCCGCCUUUGCCAACCAAUCCUCCACCGAUAUUGGCCAAUACAUCUGAUUAUAAGCCAAUGUUUUUGGGAGCAACAAAGUACGAAAUUUUAUCUUAUUUAGUUGAUGCAAAAGAUCGAGUUCCAGAGGAGCCUUAUACAUUCAAAUUUCUACGUCGUUCGACGAAUGAAAUGAAGUCCUUAGAAAAGGUACCUGAAGGCAAUGGAAAAGCUAUCAUCAAUAUAAAACAGGUGACCCCACAUAAUGGAAGCGAAGUAAGAUUAUAUGAAACUGAUAAAUUCAUGACAAGCAUUGAGCGAAAUGAUUCUGGUGUUGGAUCUGAAACAAGUAAAACUUCAAGAACAAAGUAUCAACCAGGCAUUAUAGAGAAUAAAAAAAAUCAACCAAUACAUUUAUGCGAAGAUUGCGAUGAAGCUGUUGAAUUGCAUUUCUAUGGAGCACCAGAUAUUUACUUGCCAAUCGUUUGUAGAAAUUGCAGUAAGAAACGUACUGAACGUCGAGAAAUUCUUUGGGAAUUCAUUGAAACGGAAAAAAAAUACACACGCGACUUGCAAAUUAUAAUUGAUGAGUUUUAUCGUCCAAUGUUAGUGGCUGGCUUACUUACGCAAAAUCAACUUUCAGCAAUUUUUUUGAAUAUUGAAGAAUUGCUUCAAAAUAGCGAAUCAUUCUGUAGAAAAAUAAGAGAUGCUCUUGAUACAGCAAACGAUCAAGGCGACGAUGAUCUGUUCACUGUCGAUAUUGGAAAAAUAAUCUUGGAAACAUCAUCUAUGCUCUCGGCAUUUGAAACCUAUUGUGUACAGCAGGCAGCUUCUAGUUUAUUGCUUGCCAAUUUAGAAAAAGACAAAGAGCUACUGAAAAUUUUUUUGCGUGUCUCUCAAAUGGAAAAUUCUGUUUUACGUCGAAUGAACCUAAAUUCAUUUUUGAUGGUAAUCUUACUACUAAACGUUCUGAGUUGUAAGCAAAAGUUUGAGAAAUGUUGUUAUCGAAAAAAGUAUCAAGUUAACCAAUAGUCAAUGAGAUUACCGAAAGAUAGUUUUAUCAAACUAAAAAACAGCACUUUACACACAAAAAACACCUAACCUCAAUAUGAGACGAUUUGACAUAAAAUUCUGUUUAUCCGAAGUCUCAUUUAUUUUUGAAUAAAUUUUAGUAAACAAUUUUUUUUUUCAAUUAUUUGUGCGUUAUACCGAGUCUCCGAGAGUUUCUCCCGUAGGGGGUGUAACACCUAUAGAUUCCGACUCCCAGAACACUUUGGACCAGGUCGGAUCCACCUGCUCCACAAUAUUAGCUUCCAGCUCAUGACAUCUGAAAUAUUGGGUUCCUUGGAACUACCAAUGAUCAUAUCUGACCCCAUAUCAAUAUAUGGAAACAAUUUUUUUUCCAAAUGUCAUGUCUUGAACCCCUCUGUUACAUGCAGCAUUUUGAAAGAAAAAAAAAUUUGCUGAUCCGUGGAUGUUUUUUCACACAAAAAUUUAAAUCACAUAAUUUUUCAUAUAAAAUGUACGUGGGUCUGGCCAGAAUCAUGUGGCAUGAAUACGAUGUAUACAUCA